AAAUCCCUUGCCCAUCUCGCACUAAACUGAAUAUUCUUCUUGUUAAUAUCAACCCCUUUUUUAUCUUCAUAUAUUUAUCUUCAAGGUCAAUCGACACAUCUUUGAAAACACUGCAAUGGGGAAUUGUCUUACAUCCUCUUCUUCGUCAGAUGUCUCCAAGAAGAAGAAGGCUUUGCCAAUAGAAACUGCUUUCAGGCUUCCAUCUCCCUUACCAACAUGGCCUCCAGGCGAAGGGUUUGCGAGUGGAAGUAUUGAUCUUGGUGGAAUACAUGUGUGCCAGUGCGGGAUAUCAUCAUCUUCCACAAAAGUAUGGGCGACUCACGAAGGGGGACCAGGAAAUCUUGGGGCCUCAUUUUUUGAACCAUCAUCAAUACCAGAUGGGUACUACAUGCUAGGCUGCUAUGGGCAGCCCAACAAUAGGUUGCUUUCUGGGUGGGUUCUUGCAGCGAAAGAUGACAGUAGUGAUGAUUCUUUACUAAAACAACCCAUCGAUUACACCCUUGUCUGGAGCAGUGAGUCUUUGAAAAUCAAGCAAGAUGGCAACGGUUAUAUUUGGUUGCCUAUUGCUCCACAAGGAUACAAGGCUGUUGGCCAUGUUAUCACCAACACCAAAGACAAGCCUUCCCCGCAGAAAAUACGUUGCGUCCGGUCUGAUUUUACCGAUGAAACUGAGAAUGAUACAUGGAUAUGGGGACCUGGUAAAGAAGUGGAUGCAAAAGGGAUCAACUUUUUCAGUUCAAGGCCCAUAAAUAGAGGAACCCAACAUAUGGGAGUUUGUGUAGGAACAUUUGUCGCCCAAAAUCCUCCUCUACCAUGUUUGAAAAAUGUCAAAGCUAAUUUAUCUUACAUGCCUAACCUACGCCAAAUCGAUACACUGUUCCAAGCUUACUCUCCUUGGAUUUAUUUCCACCCUAAUGAAGCUUACCUCCCAUCGUCUGUCAGUUGGUUCUUUGUGAAUGGGGCACUACUGUACAAGAAGGGAGAAGAAUCCAAGCCAGUUCCUAUACAGGUAACGGGUUCAAACCUUCCCCAAGGCGGUGCAAAUGAUGGUAACUAUUGGUUAGAUCUUCCCAUAGACGAAGCAACCAAGGAAAGAGUAAAGAAAGGAGAUUUGCAAAACUCCCAAGUUUAUUUGCAUGUAAAACCUAUGUUGGGUGCAACCUAUUCAGACAUAGCGAUAUGGGUGUUUUACCCCUUCAAUGGAGCGGCAAAGGCUAAGGUAGAAUUCAUCAACAUUUCAUUAGGAAGGAUAGGUGAACAUGUUGGUGACUGGGAGCAUGUGACUUUAAGGGUCAGCAACUUUAAUGGAGAAUUACAUAGUAUUUAUUUCUCCGAACACAGUGGAGGUUCAUGGGUGAAUGCAUCAGAUCUUGAGUUCCAAGGUGGGAAUAAGCCUUGUACCUAUUCAUCGUUACAUGGCCAUGCCAUGUAUUCAAAACCUGGACUAGUCUUGCAAGGAAGUGGAGAGAUAGGAAUUAGAAAUGACACUGCCAAGAGUAAGAUUGUCAUGGAUACAGGCCUCCAAUUUUCAUUAGUUGCAGCUGAGUAUUUGGGUUCCACGACCAUUGUUGAGCCGCCAUGGCUCAACUAUUUCAGGGAAUGGGGUCCGAAGAUUAGUUACAACUUGGCAGAUGAGAUCAAGAAGGUGGAAAAAGUAUUGCCUGGAAAGCUUAAAACUGCUUUUGAGAAAUUUAUUAAUGGCCUUCCAGAUGAAGUGCUAGGGCAAGAAGGGCCAACAGGUCCUAAGGUGAAAAGGAACUGGAACGGAGACGAGGUUUAGAAUGUUGCUUUGAAUUAUAGCAGCUUUGUUAUGAAAUUAUUGUACAAGGCUAAGGAAAUUUAAAAACUUCCUAUGUUCAUCCCAAUACAAUAUCAUUAAUGCCAAUGUAAAAUUGUUACUUUUAUUCCUAUAAAAUAAACAUCAAACAAACAGCAAGACAUUUGACAAUA
Molecule: messenger RNA, 1950 nt
Organism: Gossypium raimondii (Peruvian cotton)
Lineage: Eukaryota; Viridiplantae; Streptophyta; Magnoliopsida; Malvales; Malvaceae
Exons: 2
Coding region: 116-1780 (554 amino acids)
Source: RefSeq, a predicted model, not a curated record